CUCGUCAUCCUGUCCCGUUCUCCUGUUGCCCGCUUGCCUGACCGUGUCCACGGGAACUGUAGUCUCUUCUGGCCGUCUCACGCCAGUCUCCAGCGGAUGCAGGUCUUGAGCCCAAGAAUGGGCCAUAAUCUUCGACGAGCCCACCUCCAGAGGCUCCGCCUUGACGCCGGCGCCGUCGUCACGGUUGCUCGUCUCGGGCCAGAUGGGCGAACCGCCUCUGGUGGACGGGCCGCCCACCCCCAAGAGGCCGCGGAGGCAGGUGGAGGAGCAGUCCUCGCGACAGUCGUCUGA
This is a messenger RNA of Protopolystoma xenopodis, 291 nucleotides long. The record is from the annotation of a GenBank genome assembly. Lineage: Eukaryota; Metazoa; Platyhelminthes; Monogenea; Polystomatidea; Polystomatidae.